Molecule: messenger RNA, 1051 nt
Organism: Manduca sexta (tobacco hornworm)
Lineage: Eukaryota; Metazoa; Arthropoda; Insecta; Lepidoptera; Sphingidae
Gene: RpL23A
Product: transcriptional regulatory protein AlgP
Exons: 5
Coding region: 32-1006 (324 amino acids)
Biological process (GO): ribosomal large subunit assembly; translation
Cellular component (GO): cytosolic large ribosomal subunit; ribosome
Molecular function (GO): structural constituent of ribosome; rRNA binding
Source: RefSeq, a predicted model, not a curated record
AGAUUAAUCGAUUGCUAGGGGUGAUCGAUAUAUGUGGCAACAAUAUUCACUCGCAUCACCAUCUCUAAUCCUCCAUCUUUUUGUCACGAUGCCUCCCAAGAAGCAACCUGAGAAAUCCGGGUCCUCCGGAUCUAAGCCUGCCGAAAAAAAACCGGCAACUGCGAAAACUCCGGCUGCUGCACCAAAGGCCGCAUCUACCUCUGCUGCUGCUGCUGCCCCAAAACCCGCGACUGCCAAAACACCAGCUCCAGCACCUAAAGCAGCGGCCCCUAAAGCUGCUCCGGCGCCCAAGCCUGCCUCUGCGCCUGCAGCUGCUAAGCCAGCAGCGGCACCUGCUGCGAAGGCGGCUUCCGCCCCCGCGGCCAAACCUGCAGAAAAGAAGGCUGCCUCGGCUGUGCCUACAGCAAAACCAGGCUCAGCUAAAGCUGCUGCCCUUAAGGCUAAGUCAAGUGCGAAGCCUUCGGCCAAGAAAGCUGCAGCAGCUGCUAAGCCAUCCAAGCCUAAACCUGCUGCUGCCAAACUAAAAAUUGCCCCUAAGCCUAAGAAGACCGGUAUCAAGGGGCAAAAGAAACAGGUUGUGAAGCCUGUUGCAAAAGCUCUAAAAGCACAAAGGAAGGUUGUAAAGGGUGAACAUGGCAAGAGGGUGCGCAAGAUCCGUACUUCGGUACACUUCCGCAGGCCAAAAACCUUUGAACCUCCUCGGCAUCCAAAAUACCCAAGGAAAUCUCUUCCUAAGCGUAAUCGCAUGGAUGCCUACAACAUCAUUAAGUACCCCCUCACUUCUGAAGCAGCAAUGAAGAAAAUUGAGGACAACAAUACCUUGGUAUUCAUUGUGCACACAAGUUCUAACAAACACCACAUCAAAGCCGCCGUGAAGAAACUUUACGACAUUAAUGUUGCAAAAGUUAACACUCUUAUCAGGCCCGACGGCAAGAAGAAGGCGUAUGUACGACUCGCCAGAGACUAUGAUGCGCUAGAUGUUGCCAACAAGAUCGGCAUCAUAUAAACAUUCUACUUUAUAUUUGUAAGAAUAAAAAUCUACAAAACUAAA